Messenger RNA from Naumovozyma dairenensis CBS 421, 1185 nucleotides. It is a transcript of the gene YIA6, whose product is annotated as NAD+ transporter. The record is from RefSeq and is a predicted model, not a curated record. Gene Ontology annotation, biological process: NAD transmembrane transport. The coding region runs from base 1 to 1185 and encodes 394 amino acids. Gene Ontology annotation, molecular function: NAD transmembrane transporter activity. NCBI's taxonomy places the organism in Eukaryota, Fungi, Ascomycota, Saccharomycetes, Saccharomycetales, Saccharomycetaceae. The transcript has a single exon.
AUGCCACAUGAUGAUGAUAAGCUAAACGGAUUAAAAACCGAUUUUCCAAACGGAAUUUCUGCACCAGCACUUCAUAAUACUAACAUAACAAAUAGCACAACCCACAUCGAUGAGGUUUCUUAUGUUAGCAAAGAACGAAAUAACAUAUUUUCGUCAAGGCUUAUUGAUCCUAUAAUACAACUUAAUGAUAAAAAUCAUAAUAUGUCAUCGCCGCCAUCUGAUGAACCUUUAAAAAGUAGUUCUCCACUCAUAUUCCCUUUCAAAAAUCCUCUCCGAAGUAUCAAAUUAAGUGAUACCAAAAUCACUGCUUUAUCAGGAGCUCUAGCGGGUUUCUUAUCCGGAGUAACUGUCUGUCCAUUGGAUGUAACAAAGACUAGAUUGCAAGCUCAAGGCAUUGAAGGCAUUGAAAAUCCAUAUUAUAGAGGUCUCUUGGGAACAAUGUCUACAAUCGUCAAAGAUGAAGGAGUUAAAGGACUUUAUAAAGGUAUCGUGCCGAUUAUUAUGGGUUAUUUUCCCACAUGGACUAUAUAUUUUUCCGUUUACGAAAUUUCCAAAGACAUGUACUCGAAACUAUUACCGUAUUCUGAGUUCUUAUCUCAUUCAUGCUCAGCUAUUACUGCUGGUGCAGCUUCCACAAUCUUAACAAACCCAAUUUGGGUCGUUAAGACCAGAUUAAUGCUACAGACUCCAAUGGCCAAACAUCCUACAUACUACAGUGGAACCAUUGAUGCGUUUAGAAAAAUAAUUAGACAAGAAGGUAUAAGGACAUUAUAUACCGGUUUAGUUCCAUCAUUAUUCGGAUUACUUCAUGUUGCAAUCCAUUUCCCAGUUUAUGAAAAAUUAAAAAGAAAACUACAUUGUGACUCAAAAGAAACAGAUCAUUCCAUUCAGUUGAAGAGACUUAUUAUCGCAUCUUCUGUUUCUAAAAUGAUUGCAUCUUCAAUAACUUAUCCUCAUGAAAUCUUAAGAACAAGAAUGCAAAUAAAACUAAAAUCACCAAAUCCAACACAACGGAAAUUAUUUACCUUGAUAAAGAAGACGUUUGUUCAAGAGGGGAUCAUGGGAUUUUAUUCUGGGUUUGCAACAAAUUUGAUACGUACAGUACCGGCAUCAGCUAUCACUCUUGUAUCGUUCGAAUAUUUUAGGAAUACGCUAAUACGGCUGAAUGAAGAUUCCAAUCUGUAA